Lethenteron reissneri (Far Eastern brook lamprey) is the source of this 4774-nucleotide messenger RNA. RefSeq names its product DCN1-like protein 3. Lineage: Eukaryota; Metazoa; Chordata; Hyperoartia; Petromyzontiformes; Petromyzontidae. Gene Ontology annotation, molecular function: ubiquitin-like protein binding; cullin family protein binding; ubiquitin conjugating enzyme binding. The record is from RefSeq and is a predicted model, not a curated record. Gene Ontology annotation, biological process: protein neddylation. Gene Ontology annotation, cellular component: ubiquitin ligase complex.
UGGAGACCAUGGGCCAGUGCGUGGCGCGCUGCGGCCGCGGCUCGCACCACCACCACCACCAGGGCCACCACCACCACGGCCACCACCAGGGCCACCACCACCAGGGCCACCAGCACCACGCCAACGGCGCGGCCCACAGCGGCGGCGGCAACGGAGCCGCCAAGCCGGGCCGCGGGCCGACGCUCCGCGGCGGAGGCCACUGCCGCCCCGACGCGACCGCCGUGAACUCGGAGGAGGCGCAGAACGGGGCGGGGCCCGUCCGUGCCGCCACCGCCGCCACCGCCACCGCCGCGGGGCCCAAGCGGCGCACCAGCUGGCUGGGGGACGUGGUGGGGGGCGUCGUGGGGGGCAGCUGCGUGGGGGCCGGCUGCCCGCUGGGGAACGCCGGAGAGCACGGAUACGGGGGCGGUGGAGGUGGCGGGGUCCAAGAGCGCCGCGUGGAGGAGCUGUUCCGGCGCUACCGCGACGAGCGCGACGAUGCGGUGCUGGAGGAGGGCGUGCAGAGGCUGUGCCACGACCUGGGCUCCGAGCCCGCCGACUUCACCGCCCUGGCGCUCGCGUGGAAGUUCAACGCCUGCACCGACUGCCAGUUUACGAGAGCCGAGUUUUUUUCUGGCUGCCGCUCCAUGCGUGCCGACAGCCUCCGCUCGCUGCGCUCCCGGCUGCCCGACCUCUUCUCCGACCUCCGGCACGAGGACUCCUUCCGCGACUUCUACCGCUACGCCUUCCACCUGGGUCUCGCGGCCGCCGACGCCGACGCGGCCGCCGCCGCCGACGCCGCGGCGGCCGCGUCGUCGGCGGCCGCGUCCUCGGCGGACCCCGGCCGGCGGCGGCGCUGCGUGCCGCUGGGGGCGGCGGCGGAGCUGUGGCGGCGCGUCUACGCUCGCGACGGCCCCCCGCUGCUCGGCCUGUGGCUGCUCUUCCUGGGCGAGAACCCGGGGGGCGUGCGCGGAGUGUCGCGCGACACCUGGCUCAUGUUCCCCAGCUUCGCGCACGCCGCGGGGCCCGACCUGGCCGGCUACGCCGAGGACGAGGCCUGGCCCAGCCUCUUCGACGCGUUCGCCGAGUGGGCGCGGGGACGCGACGGGCGGGACCGGCCACGCGGCGCCGAGGGGGGCGACGGAGGAGACGGAGGCGACGACGGGGCGGGGGAGGGGAGGGACGCGGAGGAGGAGGAGGGCGGCGCCAGGAGGGAGAAGAGGGGUGGCCGCUCUUGCCGUCCGCGGGGCGGGGAGGAGGCGAGGGGGGGGGCGACGCCGUGGGCCUGCGUGGAGAGACGCAGCGCCGCCGGGGAAGCGGCCGCCCACGACGGAUGAGGCUCGGCGCCGGCGGCGUCCUGUACCGGAUACGAUGCGGACGCCUCGAGCGAUGGUCGGCGACGACGACGACGACUGUGUGAACGCCGAGAAGUGAAGAGCAAACAGAGAGCGAAAGAGGGGGCCAAUUGGUGAGGCGGUGGAGGCGCCGUUGGCCGUAGGGUUACGGCGAGUGCGAGCCGGUUGUUGGCUUGUGCCUGGUUAGAGGUAGGGCCGGUACUCGGGAUGCACUGGCUAGUUGGGGAUAUUACGAGUGGCAGGUUGGCUCGUUAUGUUUAGAGUGAUCUGGUGUGGUGGGGUGUAGGGCUCAGUACGAGUAAUUUACCCGCUCAUUGGUUAUCAGCGUGUGAAGUUGUGCAAUAUUUAAAUGCGAUCGAAAAGACGCUGUUUCACAGAGAGAGAGGCGGUCAGUCGCAGGCAGAGGGACAGAAAAAACAAUGGAAAGGCUUUCGGCCUAGGCUUGAGCAGGGGGGGCCAAAGGGAUUUCAAGAGGAGGAGGAGGCAAAGCCUCGUGACGUCGGCCAUCACGAGUGCGCACGUGGCCGGAGGGAGUCCCAGACCUCGGGGGCCAGCAGCGGAGAAGGAGCUCACUCCAGAGCCAAAGUGGGAAACGGCAGGAGGGGGCAGAACAGCUUUUGGCUCGUCGCCUGGGAGGCUGGAGACUCAAUGUCAGGGUUGAGUCGGAGAGGUUUGUUCAGUGCACUGUCCUCCACAAACCCUUUGACCCCUUUCCACCCCAUUACGAGGGACCCCCCCCCACCCCCCGCUACUCCCCCUUCAAGUUUCCGGUGUUCACAGCUUCCCCACGUCCUGCCGGACGGGUGAGUGUCAUGGUUGACGGAGCGAGGCUCUUUGGAAGAGACGCCGUUACCGGAAACAUGACCACGUGGUUUUGACGCCCAAAUCGCCCUCGCCGAUGUGAUGCGCUGCACGCGGGUGACACCGAUUCGUCGGCAUGGUGGCGAAAGCACCUAAGCGAUCGCACCGGCCGCCCGUUAGCAUCCAGUGUGAGAAAUGCGUUGCCGUGGUGUGACGUGUCGCUGUGAUUGGACCAUCGAAGGAUCGCCAAGGCGACGUGUCGCUGUGAUUGGACCAUCGAAGGAUCGCCAAGGCGACGUGUCGCUGUGAUUGGACCAUCGAAGGAUCGCCAUGGUGACGUGUCGCUGUGAUUGGACCAUCGAAGGAUCGCCAAGGCGACGUGUCGCUGUGAUUGGACGAGCAAAGUAUCACCAAGGCGACGUGUCGCUGUGAUUGGACCAUCGAAGGAUCGCCAAGGCGACGUGUCGCUGUGAUUGGACCAUCGAAGGAUCGCCAAGGUGAUGUGUCGCUGUGAUUGGACGAGCAAAGUAUCACCAAGGCGACGUGUCGCUGUGAUUGGACCAUCGAAGUAUCACCAAGGCGACGUGUCGCUGUGAUUGGACCAUCGAAGGAUCGCCAAGGUGACGUGUCGCUGUGAUUGGACGAGCAAAGUAUCACCAAGGCGACGUGUCGCUGUGAUUGGACCAUCGAAGGAUCGCCAAGGCGACGUGUCGCUGUGAUUGGACCAUCGAAGUAUCACCAUGGCGACGUGUCGCUGUGAUUGGACCAUCGAAGGAUCGCCAAGGUGACGUGUCGCUGUGAUUGGACCAUCGAAGUAUCACCAAGGCGACGUGUCGCUGUGAUUGGACCAUCGAAGGAUCGCCAAGGUGACGUGUCGCUGUGAUUGGACCAUCGAAGUAUCGCCAAGGCGACGUGUCGCUGUGAUUGGACCAUCGAAGGAUCGCCAAGGUGACGUGUCGCUGUGAUUGGACGAGCAAAGUAUCACCAUGGUGAUGUGUCGCUGUGAUUGGACGAGCAAAGUAUCACCAAGGCGACGUGUCGCUGUGAUUGGACCAUCGAAGUAUCACCAUGGCGACGUGUCGCUGGGAUUGGAUUUUGUUAUCGAAGGAAGGCGACGGGCAUCUCCUCGAUUUCGAGGAACGUUCGUUUCGGUUUCCCACGACACGCCGCGCGGACAGCAAGUUGCGGAAACUCUGCGGACGCUUUUUGAUUUGACAAACAAGAGCGACCUUGUCAUUGACAAAGAGCUUCUCAGCUCUUCAGAUUCCUCCUGCCGUGCAUCCCGAACGCCUCCACGCCGUCGCCGCCUCGCCAGUCACUCCAACGUGCUGCCGACGUGUUGGUCACAGCGCCGGGCCUACGACCAGAACGCGACCGCCCGCUCCCCGCGAGAUCACUGGGGCCAUCCCGGCGCUGACUGGCGUGGCGGAGUGCGGAGUGCGUCCUGCGUGACUGGUGCGGGGCGUGGGGGGAGCGCCUCGUCCAGCGGUUGGGAUGGGCGGGCGGUUGAUCGCGGCCGCCUCUGCCGACGGCGAUUCCGCCGACGUCGCCGUCGAUUCGGCGCGAGAGAAUUCCUAACGACGCCUUCGAAGGAAAUCAGUCACUGCCGUCGCCGCCGCCUCCGCCGCUGGAGCAGGAGGCGGCGGCGUGAGUAAUCAGACGUCGCAACUCCGAAAAAAUACCAAAUGCAGGAAUUGCGUCACGUCGCAUGGCUCGGUGCCUCUGAAAGCACGAGGUACCACUCGCCGCGAACCAGUUGACCGCUGGAACGUUACCCUGUAACGUUACCCUGUAACGGACUAACUCCCCCUGUAACGUUACCCCCCCUCCUCCACCCGCUCCGGCCGGCAGUGGCUCCGUGGCCGGCACGCCGGUGCCCGUCAGCACCGCUUCGGCAGCGGCCCCCACCGCCUGGUGACCCCCACCACCUGGUGACCACCUGGUGACCCGCACCGCCUGGUGGCUCGCACCGCCUGGUGGCCACCUGGUGACCCGCACCGCCUGGUGGCUCGCACCGCCUGGUGACCACCUGGUGACCCGCACCGCCUGGUGGCACGCAUCUUCGUGCGCGUGGGGAGGGGGUGGUGGGCAUCUGAUAAACAAUCAUCGUGGGACGAAGCCCUCAGCCAAAAAAACACAGAACACACAGCCACACACACACACAGCCACACACACACACAGCACACACACAGCACACACACACAGCACACACACAGCACACACAGCACGCACACAGCACACACACAGCACGCACACAGCACACACACAGCACACACAGCACACACAGCACGCACACAGUACGCACACAGCACACACACACACACAGUACGCACACGGCAUGCACACAGCACGCACACAGUACACACACCGUACGCACACACACACACAAAAAGCACUUUAGGUGGAGCGUCUGUGGAGUAGAAACCGAUCAAACUGCUCACUCUAAUCAAAGGACUGCGAAAAUAUAAACUUUGGAAGAUUUUACAAGCUGUAUACACACACACAAAAAGCUACAAUAUGCUAUUUAUGUGUUAAUUGCGUUCAAGAAGAUGAAUGUUAUUGCUGCGAAUGAAAGUGGUGCCAGUUACAUUAUUUUGAGUUGACUCUACGCGCUGCAAGAGAAGAUGGACGAUGAAGAA